Molecule: messenger RNA, 864 nt
Organism: Parnassius mnemosyne (clouded apollo)
Lineage: Eukaryota; Metazoa; Arthropoda; Insecta; Lepidoptera; Papilionidae
Source: the annotation of a GenBank genome assembly
AUGGAUUCUACAGAUGGUAAAAACAUAGGAUUUGUUAAAAGACAGGAAUUGAUUAGUGAAAGUAAGGAAAUAGAAAUGAUUGGUCAUCUUUACGGUGACAUUUUUAACCAAGAUAAAUUUUUAAUUAAUGGUGUUGAAAUGAGUGUUAAAUUGGUUCGAUCAAGAGAGAGUUUUAAUUUAAUUGUUGGGUCGAACGAUGUAAAGUUUAAAGUUUGCAUUACGGACGCAACUCUUAUUGUGCGACGAGCACGAAUUAAUCCAAGUAUAUUACUCGCACAUCAAAAAGUUUUAGCUUCUACCACUGCUAAAUAUCCUAUUACUCGAGCUGAAGUAAAAGUUUUAACAAUUCCUUCAGGUGUUCAAGGAAAAACUCUUGAUAAUAUAUUUUUAGGACAGGUACCGAAAAGAUGUAUAAUUGGAUUUGUGAACAAUUCUGCAUUUAAUGGUUCCCUUACUAAAAAUCCAUUUAACUUUGAAAACUAUGGUAUUAAUUCUUUCAGCUUAUAUAUUGAUGGUCAACAAAUACCUUCAAAAGCUUUGCAACCAUCUUUUAAUAAUAGCAUAUUUACAUCAGCAUAUCAUACUCUAUUCUCGGGAACUGGUAUUCACUUUCUUAAUGAAGGAAAUGGAAUCUCUUGUGAACAGUAUGGCAAAGGUUACUGUCUAUUAGCAUUUGACUUAACUCCUGAUUUAUCAGCUAACUCAUCAACUCAUUGGAAUCUCAUAAAGCAUGGUAGUGUAAGAAUAGAAGUACGAUUUGAAUCCUCAUUAAUACAAACAAUUAACUGUAUAGUUUAUGCUGAGUUUGAUAAUAUUAUUGAGAUAGAUAAAAACAGAAAUGUUACUGUAGACUAUAGUAGUUAA